AUGCAUGUUUGGUCCUUUGAAAUAGGUCUUUUGGAGCAUUCUGGAGCAUAUAAGGAGCAUGGAGGGACUUGGCACAUGGAAGCAGCUCAACUGGAUACGCAAAGGAAGAAGGGAGAAGCCAUCUUGAAGACCAGCUCGACCGUCUACUCGACCAACCGGUCGAGUUCCUCAACUCGACCGGCCAAGCUUCAACUCGAUCGAGCUGGAAGUGUAUGCGAACUCGAUCGAGUCGGUCUAAGAAGACUUGGUCGAGCUAGACAUUACAACGGAGGGGAAUGGAAACCCUUUGGGCAUGGACUCGGUCGAGCUAGGCAAACUCGACCGAUUGGUCAAGGAGAUGCUCCAAACCGCCACCAACAGAGACAAGGGAUUGUUCCACCACCAGUGCAGAACCACAACUUUGAGAUCAAGCUGGGAAUGAUCAACCUUGUCCAGAACAAGAUGUUCCAUGGAUUGCCAAGUGAAGACCCCAUUGACCACCUUGAUGAGUUUGAUAGGCUUUGUGAUUUGACAAAGAUCAAUGGUGUCUCUGAAGAUGCCAUCAAGCUGAGACUCUUUCCUAUGUCUCUAGCUGACAAAGCUCACCAAUGGGAGAAGAGCUUGCCCCAUGGCACAAUCACCACUUGGGAUGAAUGCAAGAAGGCCUUUCUUGCUAAGUUUUUCUCCACCGGUCGCACAGCCAAGCUUAGAGGAGAGAUAUCCAGCUUCAUCCAGCGAAACAAUGAGACAUUCGCAGAGGCUUGGGAGAGGUUCAAAGGCUACACAAGUCAGUGCCCACACCAUGGAUUCAACAAUGAAUCACUACUCUCCACUCUUUAUAGAGGAUGCUUGCCUAGGUAUAGGGAGAUGCUAGACACAGCUAGCAAUGGGAACUUCCUCAACCAGGAUGUAGAUGAUGGCUGGCAACUUGUGGAGAACAUGGCCAUAUCAACAGAAUGCUAUGGAGAGCACUAUGAAAGUACAGACUGGAGCUCGACCGCGCACUCGAUCGAGCUGGAGCUCAGAUGA
This is a messenger RNA of Microthlaspi erraticum, 1008 nucleotides long. The record is from the annotation of a GenBank genome assembly. Lineage: Eukaryota; Viridiplantae; Streptophyta; Magnoliopsida; Brassicales; Brassicaceae.